Messenger RNA from Saccostrea echinata, 4826 nucleotides. Its product is annotated as MICAL-like protein 2. Gene Ontology annotation, molecular function: protein binding. The record is from RefSeq and is a predicted model, not a curated record. Lineage: Eukaryota; Metazoa; Mollusca; Bivalvia; Ostreida; Ostreidae. The transcript has 12 exons. Bases 213 to 3188 code for a protein of 991 amino acids.
AAAUUGUGACUGUUCACUAGGAUGUUAAUAAAAAUAUGUUAGUGAUGUAAUUGGCGUGAAAACACCUGUCCUAAACUACCUGUAGCAGUUACCUGAGAUGAACUCUUCAGCUAAUUUUUGGAAUUACUUACAAAGCAUUUCUAGAGGAAAAGAUUGUCACCACAGAAGGAAGUAGAGUGAGAUAACAGUGUUUUUAAUGAAGUUCUCCCAACAUGGGAACAAAGGUGCAAGCCCUGCAACUCUGGUGUAAGAAACAGACUGACGGGUACCGCGACGUGGAAGUCAUCAACAUGACAUCCUCAUGGAAGAGUGGCCUGGCUUUCUGUGCAAUCAUCCAUCGGUACCGCCCGGACCUCAUUGAUUAUGAUGCUCUUGCCAAAGAAAAUGUCCUGGAAAACAAUAGCUUGGCAUUUGAUGUGGCAGAUAGAGAGCUAGGUAUUCCAGCCUUGCUGGAUGCUCCAGAUAUGGUGGCCAUUAAAGUUCCAGACAAACUGAGUGUGGUGACCUAUGUGUCGCAGUAUUACAAUUACUUUCACAACAAGCCACAAUUAGGUGGACCUGGAGUGAAGAAGUCCGUAAAGAGGCAUCAGGAAAUAGACAAAUCAGGUCCGGAAGCUAAGCGACAAACACUGGUCUCUGUCAAUGACUCCCCGGCCAAAGAGAAACAAGUGUCUAUGGGGGAUAAGUGUGGAAUUUGUAAGAACAAAGUGUUUUUACUGGAGAGACAUAUUGAAAAUGGGAAGCUUUAUCAUAGAUCUUGUUUUCGUAAGAGUGAACUGUCUCCUACUGCAAAAAUUCUCAAAAAACCGGACUCUGAGAAAUCAGAUCAAAGUCGUUCACACGAUUCAGAGAAGCCGGACUUCUGGAGAAGGCGCGCUGAUGCUAAGAAAAAUGAGCAAAUCAAGAAAGAGGAGCCAAAAAAAGAACUGAAAGAAAAACAUGAUACAAGAACAAAUAAAGCUAAAUCCCUAAAUUUCUCCCUUCAUAACAGUGAUGAACACAAAUCAAGUCCUAGUGGAGUUACACACAGACAAGAAGAAAAAAUGGAUACUUCUGACUUAAGUGGCGAUCAUGAGGUGAAAUCGAGAGUCGAAGCCAACUCCAAUAGACCUGUACCUAAAGCUCGAAAUGUGAUAUCAUCAACAGGAAAAAUUGAUUCAUCAGAUAAAAAUCAAAAUGAAGUAGAAAAACGUACCUCUGUUCCAAAAUUUGAGUUCAGAUCCAAAAUUGUGUCCGCUGCCCCAAAGGCAUGCGUUGUAUCUAAAAUUGACACAGACAAUUCCAAGCCAGAACCCUCAACAAGACACUCUGCUCCAUCCAAGCCUUCGUCUCUCUCUGAAUCUCCUCGAAGUUCUAAGUCUCAUCAAGAUGGUUCACCCCCUCCCUUACCUAAAAAUCAUCCACCUCACUUGCCAGUUACCUCCAAAAAAGAAUCUCCAGUAUCUGAGAAGAAAUCUUUGUCACCGCCUUCUGUGAAAUCUCCAUUAUCCAGUGCUGAAGUCUCUCCCAAACAAGAUAGAUUGUCUGAACUGUUAGCGAAAGACAACCAGAGUAGUCAGGGUAAAUGGGAAGGGUUAUCUUCCACAAAUCAGGAAUCCACACCUUUCUCUAGUAGUAAUACAAAACAGGAAUCUCAUGCAGUUAGAAAACCUAAAGACAUUAAUAUAAGUGAUGUAAGGACAGGUAGCAGCUCUGAGCCAGUAGCUGUGUUAAUGAGCCCAGUGAGUCCUGAACCACAUGAUCCUCAGGUCUUGGGUGGCUUAUUGAAAAACUUAGCAAAUGUUCGUCGUAGGAAGGAUUCCAGUGAAGAUGUGACAUCUCCAAAGGCUAAAGAUGAGCAAAGUAAAAAUAUAGAUUGGAGAAGUAAUAAAGCAAGCAGUGAUACAAGAAAGGAAGUCAAAAGCCAUGUAUCCAGAGAGGUGAAUGGAAAGACAGAGACCAGAGCUGAUAAGGCCAAAUCUGUGGAUAUUCUGUCAGAGAAAAAGUCAUUCUUCAGCAACAAAAAAGAAUCUGAUAAGCCUGUGAAGAAGGACUUAACUGUCAGUGAUGAAGAACCAGCAUGGAAGAAAGCUUUGGAAGAACGUAAGAAAAAGAAACAAAGACCAAAAUCUGCAGAUUUGCUAUCAAACAAAAAAGAGGAAAAAAGUUCAAGAAGUGUAGUGUCUAUGGAUGUGACGCAAGUUAAAGAUGAAAGACCAGCAUGGCAGAUAGAAGCGGAGAAGAGAAAGGCAGCGCGACAAGGGGGAUAUGUGGACCCAGAAAAGGCAAAAGAUAGCACUACUGAAACUUCAGUCAAAACAGAGGUUAGCGAAGUUACAAAACGUCUCAUUACUCCAGGAUUGAUACCCAAGGAUGAACCAAAAGUAUCUGAGCCAGAGAAAAAGAUAAUAUCUGUCGGGAAAAAGUUUGAAUUUAAAUUGCAUGACCAUGAAAAGGAGAAGAAAGUCACAGAGAAACCCCCUCGUCCACCCCCAAUGAGCCCCACAUCACUACACAAGUCUCAUCAUGGACUCUCUCCUGCUGUCUCCCAUAAACUAGCCUCCACCAAGAAAACACCAGCCCCAUUGAGGCCAACCAUGCCCAGAACAGAGAUCAAAACAUUUGGAGAUAUGAAGAGAUUGUCACCCAAAGAAAUUCAACAUCAGCUGGCUGAAAUUGACAGUCGCCUUACUGACCUAGAGAUCAGAGGCAGAAGUCUGGAGGAGUCCAUUAGAAAGGAUCACAGUGAGGAAGAGGAUGAAGGGCUGAUGAUAGAAUGGUUCAAUCUCGUCAACGACAAGAACGAACUCGUCCGAACAGAGGCUGAUCUUAUUUAUGUAUCUAGAGCACAAGAACUUGAGGAUCAACAGCAUAGAAUUGACAGGGAGCUUCGAGAACUCCUCACUAAAGAAGAGGACAGAAAAACGGAGGAGGACAAAGAGCAGGAGGAGUUACUCCUCCAGCAACUGGUGGACGUGGUCAACCAGAGAAGUCUGAUAGUGGACUGUCAGGACGAGGACCGCAUCAGAUAUGAGGAAGAGGACCGUGAUAUUGCAGAAAUUUUAGCCAAAAAAGAGUUCUGUAAGAAAACACCACCAGAAAAUUCCACAGAGGAGGUCAGGGAAAAAACUAAGGAAGAAAAGAAAGCAGAAAAGAAAAAGAAGAAGAAACACAAAAAAGAGAAGAAAAAUAAGAAAGAAGUGGAAUAACUCAUUGACCAUGUAGACAGUUGUAUAAGAUCAGUCCUUAGGUAACAGCUGACGGGCAUCGUUGUUGUAUGUUAACUUAUUUUGACUUUUGAUAGAAUUAAUACCCGGUAACUGAAUGUGAAAAAAAUUGAGAAUAACACUUUAUUCUUUUACCAUCAGAGGAUUUGUAAGGUCAGACAGUGAGUGCGAGCUGGUGAAGUCAUGGAUUUUUGAGAAAGAAAUCAGAACAGUUUUUACAUCAUAUCUUUGAGUGAAUGUGAUAUCAUAGAUUUAUAUAUAAAUUUCUGUUAGUUAUCUCUCAGUCGUAUGGUGAUGUGAUGAAACUAACAUUAGCAUUCCAUGUUUCUGUUACAUCUUAGUAAACAUUGUAUAUUUAGAUGGAUGUUGAUACAAGUAUUUUAAAUAUGAGAUUUAUUGUUUUAAAAAAAUAUAACAAAGAUUUCUCUUUAUAAAAACAAAUCCAAGCACAAUUAUGCACACAUUCCAUGUUUAAAUGUUUUUAAACUGCAAGCCAAAUUCUACUUGAGUCACCAGAUAAAAAUCCCUUCCUUGUUUUAAUUUUUAUGAUGUAGUUUAGCUUCCUUAGAACAUAUACAUGUAUCUACUGCGUGAUUAUUAACAAAUUAUUGCCAGGCUAGAGCCAGUACAAAUUAUAAAUCUGUUUUUGACAUAGUUAAGUUUAUUAGACAAUACAUUCCACUUAAAGUCAUUUUAUUUUCCUAUAAAUUGCAAACAACAUGUUUAUUGUGAAAUAAUAUAUGUUGAAAAUUUAUAUAUAUUAUUCAAAUUAAGUAUGUAUUUGAAAUGUAGAUCAUUCUCUGAAACUUUUAUACUGUUAAACAUGCUAUAGCCUAAAGGCUGUGAAAUGUGUUGAGGGUGAAAAAAUGUUUUGAUAUAUAUGUACAUUUAAAUAUUUCAGUAUAUUUUAUUUGAAACUAUUCUAUAAGAAACUGUUUAUAUUCUAACAUUCCAUUUCUACAUUGCCCAAAAUUAUUUGCAUUGACAAUAUUUUCUCAUCAAAAUAGAUUUAUGAAAGAAAAAGUAUUUGAAUGUUGCAAGUGAAUAUUUUUUGAAUCUGAGCAUUAUUAUACUUCCCAAGGAUUUUCACAGCCAUUCAUAUUUUGUGUACAUAGUAGACAGUAACUUGAUAUGAUGUGUGCUAGUAGGAUAACGUAGGUGCUAAAUUGUUAAACUAGUCAACAAAUAAACUUGAUAAAAAUAUGUUCCUGUCAGCACAACAUUCAUUGAGAGAAGAAACUGCUGGUCAGUUUCAACUCACAUUUCGACCACAUUAUAUGAAUCAUGCAGAUAUCUAUGUAUGCAAGUUGUUUCCAGUUGUUCUGUGCAGUGAAGCAGAUGUUAUCUCAAAGAGACUGGGAAUCUUUUUUUUUUUUGAUUUUCUGUUUUUUAACAUGCAGAUACAUGUAGAUAUUUUAACAGAGAUAUUGUUUUCCUUCGAGUCUGAGUAUUAUAUAACCAGUUACUUCAUGUAGUGGUUCAAGUGUAGCUGUACUAAUGUUUGAUGACUGUUUUAUUGUAAAAAUAUCCACACGCUAGCCAGCAAAGAACAAAUUUUAUAUGCUAUGCAAUGUUUUGUAUUUUAUCCUGAGCUUUAAGUUUCAAUAAAAAAAGACUGUU